CUCUCUCCACGCCAGUCCUCACCUUUGUCCUGUCUGUACAUGUGUCUGCUCGCAUGUGUGUGUGCAAGGCAGAGAGUGUGUGGCGUGUCCACUGAUGCACACCUCACUUGAACUCUCUGGUCGGGCGAUGGUCCCACACUCUUCUGGCAUUGCUGCACUCGGACUGCUGAGUUAGAGGAUGUACUACGUCAAGAAGAAGUCCCAGUACAACUUGCUGAGCAGCAGCAUGGAGAGUUUGGGGAGCCGGGCGACCUCCGCCAGCCCCUACAGCUCUGAGAACGCCUCCUCGUCGGCCGUGCCCACACCCUCGCCUUACUCCCAACCCAACUCCACCUUUGAGGGCCUGUCGCCGGCGCCGGCCAUCCCUUCCAACACUGACUACCCGGGACCACACGCCUUCCAGGUGUCCUUCCAGCAGUCCAGCACUGCCAAGUCUGCCACAUGGACCUACUCUCCACUGCUGAAAAAGCUCUACUGUCAAAUCGCCAAGACGUGUCCGAUCCAGAUCAAACUCUCGUCCUCUCCGCCGCACGGCAGCAUCAUCAGGGCCAUGCCCGUCUACAAGAAGGCGGAACAUGUCACCGAGGUAGUCAAGCGCUGUCCCAACCACGAGCUGGGACGAGACUUCAACGACGGUCAAAUCGCACCGGCCAGUCACCUGAUCCGGGUGGAGGGGAACAACCUCAGCCACUACGUUGAUGACCCGGUCACUGGACGACAGAGUGUCUAUGUUCCCUACGAAGCUCCGCAGGUCGGAACAGAGUUCACCACCAUCUUGUAUAACUUCAUGUGCAACAGCAGCUGCGUGGGGGGCAUGAACCGAAGACCCAUCCUCAUUAUAAUCACUCUGGAAACCCGAGAUGGUCAAGUGUUGGGCCGAAGGUCAUUCGAAGGUCGGAUAUGCGCGUGUCCAGGAAGAGAUCGCAAAGCCGACGAGGAUCACUUCAGGGAGCAGCAGGCUCUGACCGACAGCGCGGCCAAGAGCGGCAGCGCCAACAAGCGCAACUUCAAACAGAGCCCCACCACGAUCCCCAGUCCAAACUUGAACAUGAGGAAGAGGAGGCAUGGGGACGAGGAGGUUUACUACAUCCCUGUUCGAGGUCGGGACAAUUUCGAGCUGCUGAUGAAGAUAAAAGACAGUUUGGAGCUGGUGGAGUUGGUGCCACAGCAGCUGGUGGACUCGUACCGGCAGCAAACACAGCAGCAGCUCAUGCAUCGACCGAGCCAUAUAUCGUCACCCACGUCGUACUCUUCGCUGUCCAACAUGAACAAACUUCACAACCCUGCAGGUCUCAGCAAGUCCCCCUCCAACCAGCUGGUUGGCCAGCAGUCACAACAACAUCACCCCGCCCCCCACAUGGGCCCCAACAUGAUCAGCAGCCACCACCUCCAGAGCAACGGCGACAUGAACGGGGGCCACAGCAGCCAGACUAUAUUGUCAGCCUCACACUGCAGCCCACCCCCUCCAUAUAACCCUGACCCCAACCUUGUCAGUUUUCUAACGGGUCUGGGCUGUCAGAACUUCAUCGACUACUUCACCUCCCAAGGCCUGCAGACUAUCUACCACCUUCAGACUCUCUCCAUGGAGGAUUUGGGUGCGCUGAAGAUCCCGGAGCAGUUUCGCAUCGCCAUCUGGCGAGGUCUUCAGGACAUGAAACAGGGUGCUUCCUUGCAACUUCCCACCCCGACUCAUCACCAUGACUACCACGGACAGCAGCUUCUGCGUUCCAGCAGCAACAUGGCGGCUUCUGCCAUGGCGGCCAUCGGGGCUGCCGGCGGCGAGCUGCAGCGUCAGCGCGUGAUGGAGGCCGUGCACUUUCGCGUCCGCCACACCAUCACCAUACCCAAUCGCCCUGGCGUGGUGGGACCGCCCGGGAUGGCCACGACGACGGACGAGUGGGCCGACUUUGGCUUUGACGUACCAGACUGCAAAGUGUCUCGAAACAAACACUCUAUCAAGGAGGAGUUCAUGGAAAGUGACGUCCACUGACUUCCCGAAGGACAGAAUGUUCCACAGCUUUUGGUCACAUCUCCAGUCAAAAGACAGACUUUAUAUAGUAUAGUAUAGAGAGAGUGACUUGUGAAGCUCAAGGCCCAUGAGCCAAGUCCUUUUCUGUGGGCGCUUUAAAGAUGUCCAGGUCGCUCACAGUUCAAGUCAAUACUUUGAAGCUCACCUCCAACCCACGUUGAUAGAGUGACCUAAGCAUUUACCCUUUGCAUGACUGAAUCCUCCCUGCAUUUCAGAAAGAACACAGCCAGGAAUACAUUUUAAAAAGGCGUAUAAUACAUGCAUUUCAUUUGUUCUUUGACAAUAACUCGACCAAACAGAGAGUAACUUUAGUGACUGGAUAGUAGACAGACGACAAUAGUUCAGUCUACAUUUGUCAUUUCAACAAGUCAAUUUGGGAGAAGACGUGCAGAAUCAUCUCGGCAGUUAUUUAUUGUCCGUCAUCUACAUAACAUGUAAAUAAUCUACACUGGACUUGUUGUACUUGAAGUGGUGUUGACAAAGUUAGGAUUAGAAAAAGACGGUUGCCACUUUUCAUAUUGUUUAAUGUGAGGACCUCAAUUCUUUUUUGACUGACGUUUCAUUGUCCGGAAUGUUCUUGCAGCUUUGAAAUGUAUUAUAAGUCUGUCAACAAUAUGUUUGUUUCUUUUGUGUCCAUACAAUUUCAUGACCAUUGUAGAAAAAGAAAUAUCCGUGUUUUAGACAGUAUUAAAGUAGUAAGUCCUGAAGUGCAUUGGUCAGUUGAGAAUCAUGUGUUUGACCCACGAACCUAUUUUUAAUUGCUCUGUUAUGGCACUUGUUCAGGAAAACGUUCCGGUGACAUUCCAGUCUUACAAUGUUGCAUAUUGUCUUGAAUUUUGUGGCAACAAAAGAUUUUCCCGUUUCACUCAACCACUGGUCUGACAAGGAGCACUUUAAUACUAAUAUAUUGACAAGGCUUUUUUUGUGCUUAUGAUCAGUAUUAUGUAUUUUGAUGUGAAUGUUCCAUUUAGUUUUUUGCAAUUUUGUGCCCACUCGUUUGUAUAUUUUUGUAUAAAUUAUAAUGUGUACCUCGAAAUUCAUUAGUCUCCUCACAUUGUGAACGUUUGCCGA
This is a messenger RNA of Synchiropus splendidus (mandarinfish), 3100 nucleotides long. RefSeq names its product tumor protein p73 (gene tp73). The transcript has 12 exons. The coding region runs from base 179 to 1990 and encodes 603 amino acids. Gene Ontology annotation, molecular function: protein binding; RNA polymerase II cis-regulatory region sequence-specific DNA binding; DNA-binding transcription factor activity, RNA polymerase II-specific. NCBI's taxonomy places the organism in Eukaryota, Metazoa, Chordata, Actinopteri, Syngnathiformes, Callionymidae. The record is from RefSeq and is a predicted model, not a curated record. Gene Ontology annotation, biological process: protein tetramerization; apoptotic process; regulation of transcription by RNA polymerase II. Gene Ontology annotation, cellular component: nucleus.